AUGACUGAGCCAGAGGAUCUUGAGGAAGAUCUCUUCGCUGACCUCUAUGAUGCAGAUGACACUACUCAGAGCGCAGCGGCCUCAGCUGCCCCAGCUGCUACACCCAGCUUUCCAGAGCCCCAAGAGUCGCAACUGCAACCACAAACUGAAGUGAACGCGGAGUCUGUGCCUCCUCCACAGCAACAAUCCACCGGCAAUGGCCAAAGCUACCAUCACGACACACAGAUAGAGCAACAGCAUCCGACGAAUGGGGAACAGCAAACUGGUGUUAACGAGCCAACUCCAAUAACACAGGAUACUGAGCAUCGUGCAGCCAAUGUAGAGCCAGGUAGUCAUGGAACGGGUAUUAAAGAAGAUGGGUAA
Paracoccidioides brasiliensis Pb18 is the source of this 363-nucleotide messenger RNA. RefSeq lists its product as uncharacterized. Bases 1 to 363 code for a protein of 120 amino acids. The transcript is spliced from 2 exons. The record is from RefSeq and is a predicted model, not a curated record.